Messenger RNA from Chiroxiphia lanceolata (lance-tailed manakin), 1681 nucleotides. RefSeq names its product chromosome 9 C1orf52 homolog (gene C9H1orf52). The transcript is spliced from 3 exons. The record is from RefSeq and is a predicted model, not a curated record. Bases 66 to 620 code for a protein of 184 amino acids. NCBI's taxonomy places the organism in Eukaryota, Metazoa, Chordata, Aves, Passeriformes, Pipridae.
GCGGCGGGGCCGGAACCCUCGGCGCGGGCGCGGUUUCCGCGGGCGGUGCGAGGCGCGGCCCCGCCAUGGCGGCGCAGGGGGAGGACCCGCUGGGCUAUUUCGCGGCCUACGGCAGCUCCAGCUCCGACUCGGAGCCCGACGAGCCCCAGCCCGACGAGCGCCCCGCGGGGGCCGGCGCGUCCGUGGGGGGCAGCCCGGGACGGCCGCGGCUGCCGCCGCCCGACGAGCUCUUCCGCCGGGUGUCGCAGCCGCCCGCCUUCCUCUACAAUCCGCUCAACAAGGAGAUCGACUGGGAGAGCCGCGUCCUGCGGGCGCCCGAGGAGCCCCCCAGGGAGUUCAAGGUGUGGAGGAGCAACGCCGUGCCCCCGCCGGAGACCUACAGCCCGCCCGAGAAGCCGCCGCCGCCGGCGCCCGCCGUCGACAUGGCCAUCAAGUGGUCCAACAUCUACGAGGACAACGGCGACGACGCUCCCCGGCCGGCCGGCAAGGCCAAGUUCCUGCCGGACGAGGAGCAGGAGCCCCUGGAAUCGGAUGGUGAAAAAGAUGAUGAACCAGCUUCUGCUAAGAAACGUAAAGUAGACUCUGGAGAGCAGGCGAAGAAGAAAAAGAAGAAGGUAUAAGCAGGGUGUGAUGGAUUUAGACAUAAUGAAAAUUUCAGUGAACUUGGAUUCCUCUGCUGGAAUGGGAAACAAAUACAUGUUUACUGAAUUUCUCUCUCCUGUUGGGUAGGGAAUUUUAUUUCUGUAGUAUGCUUGCCUUUUGGAAAGCACAAAAUUAAAUGGACAGUGUUGUGAUAGAAACUUGUUUACCAAACAAAAUUUAAACCUGUUUAUUUAAAAGGAGGAUUUAAAAGAGGGAUCCAUUGCUAUGGAUACUUGUGCUCAUGCAAGUUAGAGGGCUUCAUAAUAUUUUGUUUAUCAAGAAACCUGGUAACAUGAGUUUUUUCUGGACUGACUUUUCCAUUGUGUCAAAACCUUUUAUAAAGGAGUAUAUACUAAAGAUUUUUUUAGGUACUGUUCUGUGAUAUGUUUGCAUAUUGUUGUUUUUAAAUGUAUGUCUAGACUGCAAAUAGAUCACUGGAAUAAAACCACAUUUGAAAACAUCUGCAGUAUAAAUAUUGCAUUGCAUGCAUGGUGAAUAGGAGGGAUGAAUUCUAUACUAUAUGCCACUCAGGGAUGUAUGACUCAACAGAUUCCUUAGAGGUUUUUUUGUUUAAAUAAAUAUACAACUACAAUCUGAAAAAAAAAAUGGACCUAAUAAUGGAGUUCAGUAUUUUAUAAUUAUUUUGAUAUUAUGGGAUCUGCAUCAGUGAAUCAUGAGACUAACUGAUGCAGGAAGAAUUGAAGCAUUUAAUGUAUUCUUCCUGAAAUAGAAAAUAGAAUCUAGAUAUUUAUGUGGAUGAAAAUUAUAACAAAGCUGUGAUGGUUUUUAUUGCCAAAUUGUAUUUAUUUCAGUACAAACAGUUGGUAAUAUUCUAAAAGUGCUAGUCAAUGUAUGUUGCAUUUGUGACAUCCUGCUCCUUGGAGUUUUGAGUCUGUGUAUGAAAAGGUACCAGCUGGCACUGGAUUGAAGGAAGAGUUGCUCUAGGUUUCUUUUCAUAUGAAGAUUUUGUGCCUUAGGAAGUCUGCGGUGAGAUUAGGGCCUACUAAUAGAAGUUUAUGAAAUUAAAUUUUAAUGUAAA